Messenger RNA from Brassica napus (rape), 805 nucleotides. RefSeq lists its product as uncharacterized. The coding region runs from base 21 to 590 and encodes 189 amino acids. The record is from RefSeq and is a predicted model, not a curated record. Gene Ontology annotation, biological process: retrograde transport, endosome to Golgi. Gene Ontology annotation, cellular component: Golgi membrane; Ric1-Rgp1 guanyl-nucleotide exchange factor complex. The transcript has 7 exons. NCBI's taxonomy places the organism in Eukaryota, Viridiplantae, Streptophyta, Magnoliopsida, Brassicales, Brassicaceae.
AUUCUGGACCACGAUUAUCAAUGAAAGGCACGUCAUAUAUUGAAGAAGGUGUUGGAUCAUCUCCUAAAGAGAUAGUUUCUCAGUUGUCAGCUGCUGUGGUGUCUUAUGACCCUGGACCUGUAGAUGGCUUUUAUCCUGGUAAAUCAUCAGAUUCCGUGAUUCGGAGCCAACAGCUCAACCAGACAAAUGGCUCAGGAGCAUCUAACUCCCCUGAAGCUGGAGCUGGAGAACCAAUUCCAUCAGAAAGAUUUACACGAGGAAGAUCGUACAACAUCAGAAUGGAUGAUCAAGUCCUUCUUAGAUUUUCCCCGAAGAAUACCGACUCUACGUAUUACUUCAGCGAUAACAUUGGUGGAACUCUUACUUUCUUCCAUGAAGAAGGAGCUAGAAGAUGUCUUGAGGUCUCGGUUACACUGGAAACUUCAGAAACAAUAAACAGAAGAUUUGUUCAUCCCUCCAGGAGAAAUUCUCCAACGCAUACCAAGACCUUAUUCAGACGAGCUUUCUGUUUUCGAUUCCCACGGAUGGUCCAAUGUCGUUUACAACACCUCGUGUUUCUGUGCAAUGGAUUCUUCGUUUUGAGUUCCUAAUUACUCCAAAGGAUGUGCACUUGAGCAGGUAUGAACAUCCGUUGUUAAUACGGGAAAGGGAAAAAUGCGAAUGGGUUCUUCCGAUCACGGUACAUGCACCACCACCCCGAACGUCAUCAGCUGCUCAAAACCGAGGCGAUACGCUCUUUGGUUUGGAGCCUUCUUGGGUUCGUAGCUAAACCAUACAUGUUUUUUUUUUUUUUUUUUUUUUGAAA